AUGCUGCGCGAAAACAUGUCGGCGCUGAAAAGAAAACGUGGAGGACGUGGUCCGGUUAAUAAAAAGACCAAGAAGGCCAAAUUUGUAGCAGACAGAGGUGAAAUACAGAGAGAAGCUGAAGAAGAGAAGAAAAAUGAAGUCACCGUCCCAGCACCAGUUUCUUCUGGGAAGUGGACAAACAAGGAAAGAGUUCUUAUUUUCUCCUCAAGGGGCAUCAACUUCAGAACAAGACACUUGAUGAAAGACCUGAGGACAAUGAUGCCACAUUCCAAAGCAGAUACAAAGAUGGAUAGAAAGGACAAGCUGUUGGUAAUUAAUGAGGUGUGUGAAAUCAAAAACUGCAACAAGUGUCUCUUUUUUGAGGCAAAGAAAAAACAGGAUCUCUAUAUGUGGAUUUCAAACUGUCCAAACGGACCAUCAGCAAAGUUUCUGGUUCAGAACGUCCACACACUGGCUGAACUCAAAAUGACAGGAAACUGCCUUAAAGGAUCCAGACCGCUCCUGUCAUUUGAUCCUAAAUUUGACAAAGAGCCUCACUACACUUUACUAAAGGAGCUCUUCACACAGACAUUUUCGACUCCACGCUACCACCCGAAGAGUCAGCCGUUUGUGGACCAUGUCUUCACAUUCACCAUUGCAGACAACAGGAUAUGGUUUAGAAACUACCAGAUUAUUGAGGAAGACGCUUCUCUAGUGGAGAUUGGGCCUCGCUUUGUCCUCAACCUCAUCAAGAUCUUUCAGGGGAGCUUUGGAGGACCCACACUCUACGAAAGCUCAAGCUUUCAGUCUCCUAACAUGCAGCGGCGACUGAUCCGAAUGACUGCAUCAGCCAGAAUGCGUGAGAAGCAGAUGGUGAAGGAGCUCCAAAAAAUGAAGAAGACUGAAGUGAAAGAUGAUUUGAACACAGAUGUUGCAGCCGACGUCUUUUUAACACCAGCAGAGGAGAAGCCUGUUCGUAUCGAGACAGAACCACCAGAACCAAAGGUGGUCAAAAAGAACAAACACAAGCCUUUCAAAAGACAAAGGAUGCAGAAGGCACGCAGACAACCGUACGGACAGACUUAAAAAGUUAAUGUCAUAUACUGUUUUCUAGGAAUUGAAAAAUCGUUUGUCUUCAGUUUCCCUUUUCAUAUGUUGUGGAUUUAAAAAGUUUUCAUUUUACUGAAUUCCACUCAGGAGUGUUCAGAUUGUAUUUGCCCAAUAAGGACUCAGCUUUGAUCCUUUAAUAAAAG
Messenger RNA from Thalassophryne amazonica, 1232 nucleotides. RefSeq names its product brix domain containing 2 (gene brix1). The coding region runs from base 1 to 1065 and encodes 354 amino acids. NCBI's taxonomy places the organism in Eukaryota, Metazoa, Chordata, Actinopteri, Batrachoidiformes, Batrachoididae. The transcript has 10 exons. Gene Ontology annotation, cellular component: nucleolus. Gene Ontology annotation, biological process: ribosomal large subunit assembly; rRNA processing. Gene Ontology annotation, molecular function: rRNA binding. The record is from RefSeq and is a predicted model, not a curated record.